UCCACUGCAACAUUAGAGGAGAGAAAGCAGAGGAGAUUUGUGUGUGUGUGUGUGUGUGCAUCUGUGCAGUGAGAGUAAAAGCACAGUGACUUCUCUUUUUUUGUGGCGUGAGUGUUGGUGGUUCACAGUAUGUGUGUGUGAGAGAGAGCGUGAGAGAAGAGAGAGAAGCAGCGUACAUGUGUGUCUGCUGUUGAAGUAGUCGCUGCUGGGUGUGAUGGCUCUUUUGCGUUAGUACUUGUGCAGACAGGAGAGUUGGAGACAGUUGUUUUGUGGGACUCGCGGGGAAUGGCAAACUCCACGGUAUCCUUGGAAACAUAUGACUAAAUGACAAUGGCUGAGGCUAUCUGCUGCACUUUGGUGAACUGUAACUGUGACAGCUUCAAGCCCGGGAAGCUGAAGAGGAGGCAGUGUGAAAACUGCAAGCAUGGCUGGGUAGCACACGCCCUGAGUAAGCUGAAGGUGCACCACAUGUACCAGAGCAGCCAGGUGGAGAUUGUGCACUCCAAUGUGGUGUUUGAUAUCUGCAGCCUGAUGCUGUACGGCACCCAAGCCAUCCCAAUUCGCCUCAAGAUUCUUCUGGACCGCCUUUUCUCAGUCCUCAAACAGGAGGAGGUCAUUCAGAUCCUCAAUGCCCUUGACUGGACACUGCAGGACUACAUACGAGGAUAUGUGCUCCAGGAUGUAGCAGGCAAGGUGCUGGAUCGGUGGGCCAUCAUGACAUUCGAGGAAGAGAUUGCCACGCUCCAGCAGUUUCUGCGUUUUGGUGAAACCAAGUCCAUAGUGGAGCUGAUGGCUCUGCAGGACAAAGAGGGUCAGGCGGUGUUGGUUCCCAGCACCCACACCAACUCUGAUAUCCGCACUUUCAUUGAGCACAACACCCCACGCACAGCUACCAAUGUCUCUACAUCCAAAGUAGAAAAGCUGAGUGGCAACAGCAUGCAUCACUUUGAGAACUUUAUCAAUAGCAUGGCCUUCAUGCUGCCAUUCCAGCUGUUAGGUUCUGUUCCUGCACCAUUUCUGGGUUCAGCAACAGCAACACUGCAGCACCAGCAACACCAGCAGCACCAGCAGUCAUGCCAUGGGUCAGUGGAGCAGCAGGGUCAGAGACGAGAUGAUCAAGGACAAGAUGGUCUAGGGAAGGAUAGCCCCCUCUCUCUUUCACACCCUCCAGAGAACAGCCUUCUAGGCUCCAGCUCUGGUUCGUUCACUGCUGAUCUAGACCGAAGUGGAGACAAGCCAAUAGACAGCUUCUCCACCACGACAAAGAUUGAGGCAGAGGACUUCUCCACCAGCGACAACUACUCAGAUGGACCUUCCACACCUAGAACACCCUCCAUGAUGUCUGAUAUAACACAAAUGUCUCCUGAGGGGAAACGGCGCUCCCUGGACAGGAACGGGAGUGGUUCUGGAGGCGGCUCUCUGAAGAAGGGUCGUGUAUUUUGCAACGCCUGUGAAAAGACAUUUUAUGACAAAGGCACACUAAAAAUCCACUACAAUGCAGUGCACCUGAAGAUUAAGCACAAGUGUACGAUUGAGGGCUGCAACAUGGUGUUCAGCUCAUUGCGCAGUCGCAAUCGCCAUAGUGCCAACCCAAACCCACGGCUACACAUGCCCAUGAACCGCAACAACCGGGACAAAGACCUGCGGGGCAGCAUCUCUGCUGAUGAGAGCUCUCAGGGAGAGAAGAGGCCUGAAUAUGGCACUGCCAUGCCUGUUUGUUCUGCAGAAAGCCAUAAGUCAGUGCCCAGCUACAUGGUCAGCCAUGUGGACAGUGGGCCUAAGCUCCACAGCAGCUCGUUUCCCAGCAUGGGCCAGAGUGGCAUCCUCUUUCCCAACUUAAAAACAGUACAGCCAGUUCUGCCUUUCUACCGCAGCCUAGUAACUCCAGCAGAGCUUGCCAAUACCCCAGGAACACUGCCCUCCCUUCCUCUGUUGUCCUCCUCUGUACCCGUUAAACCCACCACAGCUCCUGAACCCUACCUGACAGACCCUAUACCAAAGAAAAAGUCACGAAAGUCAAGCAUGCCAAUAAAGAUAGAGAAGGAGGCAGUAGAGCAAAAUGACCAGAUGUGUAACAAGAGCAGUUCUGAGGAUGAGGCUCCUUUACAGGGCAGGGAAAAGGAAGAAUGCGACGGUAGUCGAGCAGAAGAGCAUAUGUGUGCUAAACAAGCUGGGGAGCAGAAGGAGGCAAGAGAGACUGGUACAGAGAAAGAAAGGGACAGUGUCAAACAUUUGUUGGAUCAAACUUUAAAAAGAGAAGUGACAGAGAGGGAGGACAACAAUGACCAGCCAAGGCAAGCAGAAAAAGGGGUAAUCAUGUGUGCAUCCCCCCCCUUUGAAAACAGACUGAUGGAAAACCACUGUGACAACAACUUACUCUGUCAGGAACCCAGUGGCAAAGAAGAAAGGGUGGACAGGACAAACUCGCUUCAUGCAGCUAACAUGAUUUCUGAGCUUAAAUGGGAUGAGGGGGAGCACAAGCUGACUAAUGGGGGCACUCUCCAUCUCAUAGACUGUGACAGGGAGGGAUCUGAUGCCUGUGUAGAUGAUUAUGGUGACUCAGGACUGUCUCACCUCGGCCCCAAUGCUGACUUGCCACACCACUGUGAAAUCUGCAGUAAGACCUUUAAGAACUCCUACAGCGUUAAGAUGCACUACCAAAGUGUCCACCUGAAGGAGAUGCACAUGUGCACAGUGGACGGCUGCAACGCGGCCUUCCCUUCACGCAGGAGCCGAGACAGACACAGUGCAAAUAUGAACCUGCACCACAAGCUGCUGACCAAAGACUCAUUCAGCCCAGCCCACACCCUAUACCCACCCUCAUUCCGUGCUAGAAACAGAGAGUCUCUUGGCCUGGACUACUGCCACGACCAUAGAGACCCAAGCAGCCAGGCCUCUGUCAUCUUCAGAGGACACAACCGCAUGGGCCUGGUCUUCCCUAUGAGCAAGAUGUCUACAAUACCAGACAGUGCCGGGACAUCUCCCUUAGGAGAGAUGGAGGGAUUAGGAGGAGGAGAAGGUGCUGGAAGUGGGGAGGAUGGAGCAGUUCUGGACCUGAGCACCUCCUCCUCUGCCCCGCCUCGUGGCAGCAGCAGUGCUCAGUCUUCCUGGGACUCAGAUGGAGCCGGUAGCGAGGAAGGGGAAAGGAACGAAGAGGAUGAUGAGGCACUCCCCAUGGAGGACAGUGAUGAAAGCUGCGAUGGGAUUGGCGUGGGGAGACCUGGGGGUGAGGAGUUGGCACAUGGGGGAGAGAGGACCCUGGGCUGCAUUGGGGGAGGACAAAGCGGGCUUCAGGGAGGUGGGGGUGGAUCUCCAAUAACCUGCCAUGUCUGCCAAAAGGUCUACAGCAACAAGGGCACGUUCAGAGCCCAUUACAAGACUGUCCAUCUGCGACUGCUUCACAAGUGUAAAGUUCCUGGCUGUGAUACGUCCUUCUCCUCUGUGAGAAGCAGAAACAGGCACAGCCAAAACCCAAACCUCCACAGGAACCUCACUAUUAGUGCAGGUGCCAUGGUGGAGCAGGAGUAGGGCUUUGAGCUUAUAGGCCAACAUGACUGAUCCCCUUCUUUUUAAUUGUUUUUGUGGUUGUUUUUUUUUCUUUUGAGGAAGCUAAAAAAUUCUCACCAAUUAGCACUUUUAAAUUCCAUACUGUAGUCCAUUCUGUUAUCAUAUUUUGGGGAAAGAGAGCUACAAUGACAAGUUAUAUUGUUGUGGCAAAUGGAGCCACCCUUUUUCUGCAAGACUAAAAUGUAUAAAGCGUUCCAUGAAUUUAUCCGUUUCCUCAAAACAUAAAGAACAACCAAAACAUACAGCCAUCAGUAAUUUAGCUUCACCACGGAGAACUGAGGUUUUGAAAAGUCUCACUCUUUUGUUGUAAUGCAGUAUUCUUUACUGUUUGGCACUGGUUUGUGAUACAGCUCAGUUUAGACCUUAAAAGAAAACACACCUCAUUAGUAUGAACUGAAUUCUUCCAUGUCUUGUCCAAGUGAGAGUUGAAUCAUGAAAUUGUAUCAUGCAAGUGAUGUUGUUUCUGGUGUUUCUGUUGUCGAUGUCCACAGCUUCCCUGUCAAGCUGUGCAUAAUGUACUGAUCAAGAGCAGUAGUGAAGUCAUCUCUACGUCUGUCAUUUCAUUCAUCUGGACAGUGGUUUUAAAAAGAGUCUGUUGAAAAGCUAUAGUGUUGUGAGCUUGACCAAUAAGUUAUUGUAUCGUGUUAUAUGAUCUGUCUUUACUGUUCUGGUUGUUGCAUACUGCUAAUGUUG
Messenger RNA from Monopterus albus (swamp eel), 4260 nucleotides. RefSeq names its product basonuclin zinc finger protein 1 (gene bnc1). Gene Ontology annotation, biological process: regulation of transcription by RNA polymerase I. Gene Ontology annotation, cellular component: nucleus. Lineage: Eukaryota; Metazoa; Chordata; Actinopteri; Synbranchiformes; Synbranchidae. Bases 325 to 3528 code for a protein of 1067 amino acids. The record is from RefSeq and is a predicted model, not a curated record. The transcript is spliced from 5 exons.